Molecule: messenger RNA, 1298 nt
Organism: Dioscorea cayenensis subsp. rotundata (Guinea yam)
Lineage: Eukaryota; Viridiplantae; Streptophyta; Magnoliopsida; Dioscoreales; Dioscoreaceae
Product: protein NDL1-like
Exons: 11
Coding region: 56-1093 (345 amino acids)
Source: RefSeq, a predicted model, not a curated record
AGAACAAAAUAGAAGAAAGAGAGAGAGAGAGAGAGAGAGAGAGAGAGAGGUCGGAAUGGGGCAGUCGAGCGGCUCCGUAUCCAUAGACGUGGAGGGGGUCUUGUUCGGCGGCGAGGAGCAUAUCAUACAAACCCGCCAUGGCUUGGUAUCUGUUACAGUAUUUGGAGAUCAAGAGAAGACUGCACUCGUUACUUAUCCAGAUGUAGCUUUAAAUUAUAUGUCCUGCUUUCAAGGAUUGUUUUUUUGCCCUGAAGCUGCUUCUCUACUUCUUCACAAUUUCUGCAUAUAUAACAUCAAUCCUCCAGGGCAUGAGUUAGGUGCUGCUCCAAUUUCUUUUGAUAUCCCAAUUCCUUCCAUUGAUGACUUAGCAGAUCAGGUCGCUGAUGUUCUUGAUUUCUUUGGAUUGGGUCCAGUGAUGUGUUUAGGAGCCAUCGCCGGUGCUCAUGUUCUCACUGUUUUUGCUAUAAAAUAUAGAAAGCGAGUUCUUGGUUUGCUACUCAUCUCACCUUUAAGUAAGGCACCUUCUUGGACGGAAUGGUUUUACAAUAAGGCAAUGUCUAAUUUACUCUACUACUAUGGAAUGUGUGGCUUGACAAAAGAAUGCUUACUUCAGAGAUAUUUUAGCAAGGGAGUUCGAGGCAGUAGACAGGCCCGGGAGUCCGAUACUGUACAGGCCUGUAGAAGAUUUCUAAAUGAAAGACAAAGCACAAAUGUGUGGAGAUUUCUUGAGUCAAUUAACAGGAGAAAUGACAUAACUGAAGUAUUGAAAAAACUACAAUGCCGAACACUGAUAAUUGCAGGCGAGAACUCUAUGUUCCAUUCUGAAGCUACCCACAUGAGCUCGAGAUUGAAUCAAAGAUAUUGUGCAUUUGUAGAGGUCAAAGCUUGUGGAUCAUUGGUCACGGAGGAGCAACCGCAUGCAAUGCUAAUACCAAUGGAAUACUUCUUCGCUUGGUAUGGGUUCUUCAGACCAUGCCAGUUCAUUGGGAGCCCGAGGAGUCCCCUAAGUCCAUUGUGCAUCUCCCCGGAGCUUUUGUCGCCGGAGAGCAUGGGUGUGAAGCUUAAGCCAAUAAAGACUAAGGUCUCUGUAUAAGUUUUAAGAGUACUGAUAAAGGUGUGUGGAAAGUGGUUUCCUUGCUGUUUCGGACUUUUUGUAGAUACUAGGAGGAUGAGAUACCAGCAAAUACUAUCAGAUUCAGUUGUAGUCAGAACAAUCAUAUGUACAUCGACAUUAUUUAUGAACUGAUUAAAAUAAAGAAAAGAUGUUCAUGAUUCUCAUGUUCAUCCUUUUCUUUUUA